This is a messenger RNA of Oryza brachyantha (malo sina), 3730 nucleotides long. RefSeq names its product protein SEMI-ROLLED LEAF 2-like. The transcript is spliced from 20 exons. Bases 94 to 3309 code for a protein of 1071 amino acids. NCBI's taxonomy places the organism in Eukaryota, Viridiplantae, Streptophyta, Magnoliopsida, Poales, Poaceae. The record is from RefSeq and is a predicted model, not a curated record.
UUGAAACGCAACCAAAGUAUAUUGAAGGUCAAAUUAAUCCGCUGAUUUGAUCAAUCGAAUUGUUGGUUAUCACGGCAACCGAUUAAGUAGGGGAUGGGUGUGAUAUCUCGAAAGGUCCUGCCGGCGUGCGGGAGUUUGUGCUAUUUCUGUCCUGCAUUGAGGGCACGAUCAAGGCAACCUGUUAAGAGGUACAAGACAAUCCUCGCUGAAAUCUUCCCCAAGACGCAGGAUGAAGAACCAAAUGAGAGAAGGAUCGGGAAGUUGUGUGAGUAUUGUUCGAGGAACCCUCUUCGAGUGCCCAAGAUCACAGUUUUCUUGGAGCAGAGGAUUUAUAAGGAAUUAAGAACUGAACAGUAUGGUUUUGCAAAAGUAGUGAUGUUAAUAUAUCGUAGAUUGUUGGUUUCUUGUAAAGAGCAGAUGCCACUAUUUGCAAGUAGCUUAUUAAGUAUUGUACACACUCUUUUAGAUCAAAAGAGGCAGGAUGAUAUGCGCAUCAUAGGAUGUGAAACCUUGUUUGACUUUGCAGUCAAUCAGGUGGAUGGUACAUAUCAGUUCAAUUUGGAAGGUCUUGUCCCAAGACUAUGUGAGCUAGCUCAAGAAGUAGGAGAGGAUGAGAAGACCAUUACCCUACGUGCAGCAGCCCUACAAGCCAUUUCAGCUAUGAUUUGGUUCAUGGGUGAGCUCUCACAUAUUUCAUCAGAAUUCGACAAUGUGGUUCAAGUUGUACUGGACACCUACAGACCCCAGAAGAUGCAAAAUGAUGAUCAAAUUACCAAGGAUUCAAGCAACCAGUUGGAACAAGAAGCCCAAAAAACAGAGGAUUCAUCCCCCUUUGUCAUCUCUGCUGUUCCCUUGUGGGAGAGCAUAGUUAAUGUUAAGGGAGGCGUUAACCUUCCUGAGGAGGAUGCUAAGGAUCCUAAGUUUUGGGCCAGAAUAAGUGUGCAUAAUAUGGCUAGACUUUCUAGGGAGGCAACAACAUUCCGUCGUAUCCUGGAGUCUUUGUUUCGGUACUUUGGAAACAACAGUUCAUGGUCACCGGAAAAUGGACUUGCUCUUUGUGUAUUGUUGGACAUGCAACUGUUAGUGGAAAACUCAGGACAAAACAUGCACUUAAUGUUAUCUCUACUGAUAAAGCAUAUUGAACACAAGGCCAUGGUGAAGCAACCAGAGAUGCAGCUUAGUAUCGUGGAGGUAGCGGCCACCCUAGCAGAACAAUCCAUUGCUCAGGCCUCGGCAGCAACUAUAAGUGCGAUAAGUGAUCUUGUGAGGCAUAUGAAAAGAACAUUUCAUAUUACUCUUGGUAGCAAAGAUCAAGAACUAGUAAAAUGGAAUGAAAAGUUCCGAAAGGCUAUAGAUGAAUGUCUGGGACAGUUGGCAAAGAAGGUUACUGAUGCUGGACCAGUUCUUGACAUGAUGGCCGUGAUGCUAGAAAAUAUUGCUAGUACUCCUAUUGUAGCUAGAUCAACUGCAGCGGCUGUUUAUCGGACAGCUCAAAUAAUCGCUUCGGUACCAAAUAUUACCUAUCAAAAUAAGGUGUUUCCAGAAGCUCUGUUUCAUCAAUUACUCUUAACUAUGAUCCACCCUGAUCAUGAAGCCCGUGUAGCUGCGCAUCGCAUUUUUGCUAUUGUAUUAGUCCCCUCUUCUGUUUCCCCAUCGAUUCAAGCAAGUGUCUCAAGCCAGGCUAAAAAACAUGACAUGCAAAGGACACUCUCUAGGGCCGUCUCAGUAUUUUCAUCUUCAGCUGCCAUCUUUGACAAGUUAAAAAAGGACAAGUACUCGGACAACUCACAAGGUGAAAUCAAGGAUAGUGGUGGCUUACAUAGUAUCAACGAAGAUACUAGUAAUCCCAAAUGCCACAACCUACCUGUGUCUCAAAGUCGUCGACGUAGCAUGAAGAUUCCUAAUUUCUCCAUGAAGAGGGGACCUUCAAUGGCAAUGAGAGCUCCUUCAGUGGCCAUUAGAGCCCCCUCUAUAUCUUUGAGAGCUCCUUCGAUGUCUUUGAGAGCGCCUUCUAUGUCUUUGAGAGCACCUUCUAUGUCUCUAAGGGCAGGCCAAGGUUCCUCAAGCCAUGAAGAUGAAAUGGAAUCAGUUUUGCUGAAGCUGAGUAGUCGCCAAAUCACACUUUUGCUAUCAUCCAUUUGGGCUCAAGCAAUAUCUCCUGAAAAUACUCCAGCAAACUAUGAAGCCAUUGCUCAUACUUAUAGUUUGGUUCUGUUGUUUUCUGGAUCCAAGGCAUCAGUUUUUGAGGCUCUCACGCAGAGUUUUCAAGUUGCAUUUUCUCUAAGAGGCUAUUCACUGGCUGAAGCAGAUUCGUUAGCACCAUCUCGACGUCGUUCCUUGUUUACUCUUGCUACAGCCAUGAUUAUUUUCUCUUCAAGAACUUUCAAUGUGUCACCUCUUAUUCCUAUAUGUAAACAAAUGCUUAAUGAGCGGACGGCUGAUCCCUUCCUUCAUUUGGUGGAUGAGAGCAAGCUUCAAGCAGUGAAAGAUUCCCUAGAUGAUCCAUCAAAAAUAUAUGGAUCACCAGAGGAUAAUAGCAAUGCGCUGAAGUCCCUUUCAGAAAUAGAACUUUCAGAGAGUCAAUCCCGAGAAUGCAUUGUCUCCACAAUCAUGAACAACAUAACAAAUAUGCUUGAUGCGGAGUUGCAUAAUGUGAAGAAUCAACUAUUAAGUGAUUUCUCCCCUGAUGACAUGUGUCCAAUGAGCACUCAAUUUUUUGAAGCACCUGGUGAAAACUCAUUAUCAGGAUCUCAUGAGAAUGGUCAUCAUUCGGAGGCUGCGCUGAUCGACCUAGGAAAUGACCAUGAUAUCUUUGGGGAAGCUUCAGAAAGUACAAUUGCUUCUGCAACUGCUGUGCCUGUAACAGAUCUUCUAAGUAUAGAUGAGCUUCUUGAAACAGUUGUCACAGACCCAACACCUCAUACAGAACGAGUGUCUGUAUCAACAGACAUGCCAUUCAGGGAGAUGACUAGCCAAUGCGAAGCCCUUACGGUGGGAAAACAUCAGAAAAUGGCCACCUUCAUGAGCUUUCAGCAAAUUAUGCCAGUGGUUCCCACGCCAGCCAAUCAACCCAACCAAAUGGAAUUUGCUAUUUUCCCUGAUCCAUAUCCGCCUCAGGUUGGAGUGCCCAACACAAACCCGUUUGUCGAUGAUAACAUGUAUGGUUAUCCCCAGCAUGUGAGUGGAGCCAAUCCACAACACAUGAAUGGAGACAAUCCGCAACCAGCCUAUGAUCAAUCCCAACAACAGUUCCUAAGGUUGCCAGCAUCAAGCCCAUAUGACAAUUUCCUCAGGGCUGCUGGUUGUUGAGGUUAAGCUUGCAUCAGCAAUUCUAAAUUCUUCACAUAAAUGAAAAAUCUCCAAACGAUGUUGAAUGAUGCUGUAAUUUUUCAUUUUUUGCAAGAAGAUUAUGUCCAUGCGUGUGGUCUUAGAGGGUCAACCAGAUUCAAUAUCCAUUCAAUUCAUUAUUUUAUGUAUAGGAGUAUAUAGAUACUAAUUCUUCUAUUUUGUUUUACCAUUGCAACGUGUACAGAGGGACUGGGGGAAAUAGUGCCUCUAUCACGAGCGGCACAUGUAGUAUGUGUACUUUAUGUAUGUAAAAAUGUCACAUGCUACAAAUUGUGGAUAAAAAAGAGAAGGCAAUGUGGAUAAAAAAAUUGUGCGUGGUAGUGUGAUUCUUUCACAAUUUUGUAAAGUUUGACUACCUAAGUUAUGAAAAACUUAAAUAUAU